Schistocerca gregaria is the source of this 1542-nucleotide messenger RNA. RefSeq names its product glutathione S-transferase 1-1-like. Gene Ontology annotation, molecular function: glutathione transferase activity. The transcript is spliced from 5 exons. The record is from RefSeq and is a predicted model, not a curated record. Gene Ontology annotation, biological process: glutathione metabolic process. The coding region runs from base 112 to 771 and encodes 219 amino acids. Lineage: Eukaryota; Metazoa; Arthropoda; Insecta; Orthoptera; Acrididae.
UCGCAACCUGAUAGUAGGAGAACUUAAAAUGAGUGCAGAAAGAGUGACUGAUCAGUUAACACUAGCGCUCAAGCAGCAGUUGCAGCAGCCGUUCCUCCUAUUAGACUCACAAUGGCAUCCAUGGACUUUUACUACUGGCCAGGCAGUGCUCCUUGCAUGACAGUUCAAAUGGUGGCUCAGGAUAUAGGUGUGAAGCUGAACAUGAAAUUCACCAAUCUUCGAGAAGGUGAACAUCUGAAACCAGAGUUUUUGAAAAUGAAUCCUCAACAUACCGUCCCAACACUAAAUGAUAAUGGUUUCUGUCUUUCAGAGAGCCAUGUUAUUAUUGCAUACUUGGUGGAUCAGUAUGCAAAAGAUGACUCUCUGUAUCCUAAAGAUGCUAAGAAACGGGCUCUAGUGAACCAGCGACUCUUCUUUAAUGUGUCAACACUUUACGGACGUUUUUCUGCAUAUUAUUAUCCUGUAACGUUCUUCGGAGCAAAACAAUUUGAUCCUGUGAAACUAAAGGAAUUGGAGACAGCCUACGAAUUCUUGAAUACAUUUCUUGAGGGACAGCAGUGGGUAGCUGGUACAUCAAUGACGAUUGCUGAUUAUGCAAUUUUGACAUCAGUUAGUAUUGCAGAUGCUGCUGGUUUUAACAUCAAGAAAUAUCCUAAUGUUGAUGCAUGGUUCAAACGAGCAAAGACAGCAGUGAAGACAUAUGAAGAAAAUUAUCAACAACACAUUAUGGUAUUUAAGAAACAAUAUGAUGAUGUCACUGGCAAGAAGUAGCUUGGUGGAAACUGUUCAUCGAAUCACUAACAUAUCAUCUCAAUCAUUCAGCUUUUGCCUCAUAUUUUUCAUUUUAUCCGAAUAUCACUGUUACAUAGCUAACAUUCUUACUGAAAGCAAAUAUAUUGAGAAACAGCUGCAAUUUGUGUUUCAUUUAUGUAAUUAACUGUCUUAUUAAACAAUAAAUUAUUUUGCAAUGUAAAUGCAACUAGAUGUAAAUAAAUGUAUAGUGUAUAUACAUCUUACUGAGAUACAGUAGUUAAAAUGUUACUUACAAUAUGAGCCUGAAAGGAAGCAAAGUGGGUGGAUACAACAGCAACAGAUCAAUUUUGAUGUAUUGGAUGUGUAGGUUAAUUUAUAAAAUGGUGAUGGCAGACAGAGGGGGGAGGAAGAGAACUCUGAAUCAAGAGAGCAACCACAUACAAACAUGGGGAUGGGGUAUUACUUAUGAGGCAGAUUUUAUAAAAAUAUUUUCUUCUCUACUCAUCUCUUUGAAUGAUUCACUUCUACAAAUUCUUCCCACAGUGUAACUAUCCUUUAGUUCAAAAAGUUACCUGUUGUGCCAAAGGUAUACAUUUCCUAUCUAUUUGUUACAAUUGAAGUGCUACAAACAGAAAAAAAGUGAUUGUAAAGCCAUGUAAAGAACAUUUUCAUCAAGAUUUUAUGUGAAAUCUUGUGAACCACCAUUUCAUCUUGGAAUUAGAUACUGUACAGACUGCAAAGGAAGGAGAAGUGUUUGGAUGUUGGGUGCCUUUGCACUGACAGGAGUAU